Molecule: messenger RNA, 2336 nt
Organism: Panicum hallii
Lineage: Eukaryota; Viridiplantae; Streptophyta; Magnoliopsida; Poales; Poaceae
Product: coronatine-insensitive protein homolog 1a-like
Exons: 3
Coding region: 276-2069 (597 amino acids)
Biological process (GO): SCF-dependent proteasomal ubiquitin-dependent protein catabolic process
Cellular component (GO): SCF ubiquitin ligase complex
Molecular function (GO): protein binding
Source: RefSeq, a predicted model, not a curated record
GCCAUUUAUCACCUCCACUCCGGUGCUUACGUGGCGCGGCAACACCGGCUGAUCGGCGCAGGAACGAAGUAAACGCUGCUGCCUUCUCCAAUCCCCCCGCUGCUGCUCCUCAUCCCUCUCCUCACUCUUGCUUCUCUUCUCCCUCCAAUAAUUCCCUCCUCCCCUCCCGUCCUCUCACAAGCCCCCAGAAAUCACAAGCAGGAAGGGGCGGCGAAAAUCUCCAUGCCCCGGCUCGGCCUGGAUCUCCGGCCCGCGCGGUAGCCGAUCCAGCCCCGAUGGGCGGCGAGGUGCCGGGGCCGCGCCUGCUGAGCCGCGCGCUCAGCUUCGGCGGCGGCGGCGGCGUCCCCGAGGAGGCGCUGCACCUCGUGUUCGGCUACGUGGACGACCCGCGCGACCGGGAGGCCGCCUCGCUCGUGUGCCGCCGCUGGCACCGCAUCGACGCGCUCUCGCGCAAGCACGUCACCGUCGGCUUCUGCUACGCCGUGGAGCCGGCGCGGCUGCUGGCCAGGUUCCCGCGCCUCGAGUCGCUCGCGCUCAAGGGGAAGCCCCGCGCCGCCAUGUACGGGCUCAUACCCGAGGACUGGGGCGCCUACGCCGCGCCCUGGGUCGCCCAGCUCGCCGCGCCGCUCGAGUGCCUCAAGGCCGUCCACCUGCGCCGCAUGACCAUCACCGACCAGGACAUCGCCGUGCUCGUCCGCGCGCGCGGCCACAUGCUCCAGGUGCUCAAGCUCGACAAGUGCUCCGACUUCUCGACGGACGCCCUCCGCCUCAUCGCCCGCUCUUGCAGAUCUCUGAGAACUUUAUUCCUGGAAGAAUGCAUAAUUGACGAUAAGGGCAGUGAAUGGCUCCAUGAACUGGCUGUCAACAACUCUGUUCUUGUGACACUAAACUUCUACAUGACUGAUCUCAAAGUGGAGCCAUCAGAUCUGGAGCUUCUUGCAAAGAACUGUAAAUCACUGCUUUCUUUGAAGAUGAGUGAUUGUGAUCUUUCGGAUCUGAUUGGUUUUCUGCAAACCUCCAAAGCAUUACAAGAAUUUGCUGGAGGAUCAUUUUCUGAAGUAGGAGAGUACACCAAGUAUGAAAAGGUUAAAUUCCCACCCAGACUAUGCUUCUUGGGGAGUCUUACCUUCAUGGGUAAAAAUGAGAUGCCUAUUAUCUUUCCUUUUUCUGCAACACUGAAGAAACUGGACUUGCAGUACACUUUGCUCACCACUGAAGAUCAUUGCCAGAUUAUUGCUAAAUGCCCCAACCUACUGGUUCUUGAGGUGAGGAAUGUGAUUGGGGACAGGGGACUAGAAGUUGUUGCUGAUACGUGCAAGAAGCUACGAAGACUCCGAAUUGAGCGGGGGGAGGAUGAUCCAGGUCAAGAAGAGCAAGGAGGAGUCUCUCAGUUAGGCUUGACGGCGGUAGCUGUUGGUUGCCGUGAACUGGAGUACAUAGCUGCCUAUGUAUCUGAUAUAACCAACGGAGCCCUGGAAUCCAUUGGGACUUUCUGCAAGAAUCUCUAUGACUUCCGGCUUGUUCUACUUGACCAGCAGAAGGAAAUAACAGACCUGCCGCUUGACAAUGGUGUCCGUGCUCUAUUGAGGAACUGCACCAAGCUCCGGAGGUUUGCCUUCUACCUGAGACCGGGAGGGCUUUCUGAUGUAGGCCUUGGCUACAUUGGUCGAUACAGUGGAAACAUCCAGUACAUGCUGCUAGGCAACGUCGGUGAGUCGGACAAUGGUUUGAUCCAGUUUGCAAUGGGAUGCACCAACCUGAGAAAGCUGGAGCUGAGGAGCUGCUGCUUCAGCGAGCGAGCCCUGGCAGUCGCCGUUCUCCAGAUGCCCUCGCUGAGGUACAUAUGGGUGCAGGGGUACAGGGCCUCUCCAACAGGCCAGGACCUCCUGCUCAUGGCCAGGCCCUUCUGGAACAUCGAGUUCGCACCUCCCAGCCCCGAGAACGUGUAUCGGAUGAUGGCAGAUGGACAGCCUUGUGUUGAUAACCAAGCUCAGGUUCUUGCAUAUUACUCCCUAGCCGGAAGGAGGCCAGACUGCCCUCAGUGGCUGGUUAUCUUGCAUCCUGCGUGACUGUAAAUACGUAAUUCGCGAGUAUGGUUAUUGUACCAGCAUCAGUGACCAGUCUAUAUUGUUAGCAGCCUGUGUGCCUUCGUAAUAAACUCUACUAUUAGUGUAGAGGUGUAGUGCAAUAAGUUGCAGUUGUCGCUUGUACGUAGUAAACCAGUAGUAGUGCUAUCUAAUCCUAGGAGGAUGUAUAAAAGUUGCUCUGCGCUUUCUUCCCUGGAAGUGUACUCUGCUCCCCUGUAAAUAUCAGAAAUGGGUUACUUUCUUCUUUUU